AUGGAAUACAAUUUUGAAUGGCAGAGACCUGAAUUCGACUGGACUGAACCAGCACAAAGCGUAUUCCGGAGAAUCCCCAACGGUCUCCUCAGUAUCGGAAGUCUAGGAAGCGAGAAGGAAAUCUUAGGUCUAAUCAGUGUAUAUCAACAUCUUCUAUGUGACGAUGAUUAUGAGCUGUCUAUUUAUCUGUAUUGUGCGCUCGGGAUUCGAUUCAAAUGGGUGGCAUGUCUCGAGCGAGCGCAAUUGAUUGCCGCGGACUGGCUGAUGAUCACCGAGGUCGAGCAUCCUGAUUAUCAUCACCGACUGGAACUUUCUCAGCUGACAUCCUUCGUUGCGAAUGACCGCCGGCAAGCUCAAGCUGAGGAGCCCUUUCUGGAUGAGCGCUUCGAUGAAGCAGAUCGUCUCCAAGAGGAAGCUAAAGCGCUGGUGGAACUAUUCCAUCGAAAUCACGAUGUCCCGGUUCUUCGAGAUGCAGUCGAUAUGCUGAUAGAUGCCUGUGAAUAUGGCAACCGUCGUCAUCCAUUGCUAAGACUAAUACUCCAAGACCUUGACCGCGCAAGCAGCGAAUACUUCGAAUAUACCGGAGAGCAUCCAGGCCUCGACACUAUCAUCAACGUGCUCAGGGCUUCGGGACAGCAGUUCCCGAAGGACAACCUCGAUCGAGCGUGGUACCUGAACACCCUUGGUAUGGCUCAUGCUGAUCGAUAUAGAAUCCUGAAUAGACCUGAAGACAUUGACGAAGCAAUUCGAUUAACACAGUUGGCUGUGGAUCACCGGCCACUGCACGUUCAGCAUAAAAAGAUGGUUAUCAACUUGGUCACGCAGCGGCAUCUUCGAUACAAAAGUCUUGGUCGGCCAGAGGAUCUGGAAUACGCAGUUACAAUAGUCAGAGCUGCGGUCUUGGAUUGUUUACAAGAUGACUCCGCAAGGAAACAGCUUCUCACCGCCGCAUCGAUCGUUCUUCUCGAAGAUUUUAGACGCACGUCGAAACAGGAACAAUUGUUAGAUGCCAUUACCUGCUCAGAGGAAGCAAUCGAUGCCACCGAGAACGAGGAUCCAGAGCUCUCCUAUCUGGAACAUGACUUCUCCUUCCUCCUCCUGGAAAAAUACCACGCCUACAACGAUCCAGACGAUCUCGACCGUGCAAUCGACAUGAUGAAUGAUUCUAUUCUCCGAGCAAGAAACGAUGACCCGUUCAAACCUAUUGCAAAAUAUGGACUGGCCUCCUUGCUCCAUAUUCGAUCGGAGCGAAAUGGAAACGAUGCGGACCUCACAUUAGCGACUCGGCUAGGCGAAGAGGCCCUGUAUUUACUGGAAGAUGACAACUACCGACGAUCACACUGUCUAGGGAUGCUUGCCAGCUGCCAUGGAACAAUUUGGCGACGCAGAGGCGACCCGUUUCUCCUCGGACUAGCUAUCGAACUUGCUACCGAGUGUGUAGAGACUAUAAAAACGAAAGAUUGGACGAGGGCAUCCGCAUUAAAUACGCUCGGGUGGUGGCUGGGCCAGCGUUUUGAGUCACUCGGCGCAAUGGACGAUCUGGACAAAGCAAUCGAGGUUUCUGAAAAAGCUGUUAGUCUGGGGAAGGUCUCCAGUGGCCAUUCCAACAAUACCGCCCUGUUCUUCAACCUCGGAAAUCUGCUCGUAAAACGCUGGCGGCGGACAAAGGAGGAGAUCGAUCUCGAUCGAGCGAUUGACUUGGCCGAAGAAGGGCUGAAAGAAAUCCCCGCAACACAUUCAGAACGACCGUCAUGUCUCGCAAGACAAUGCGACUGGCUUUUCCUACGAGCAGACUACCGCCAGAGUAAAGUAGACAAGGACAAUGCCGCGAAAAUAGCCGCUGAAGCACUGCUUACGACGCCAAAAGAUGCUCCGGAAAAGGCCUAUCUCCUCAGUGUGCUCACUCGACAGGCCACUUCGGGCGCAUCACCCGAGGCCAUCAACGACGCCAUCUGGCUCGGGGAGGAAGCACUGGAAGACACACCGACGGGGCAUCCGGAACGAGCGAUUCGACUUCAGAAUCUCGGCAUAUUCCACGAAAUCCACCACCGUCGCGAAUUCAACGCAGACCAUCUCGAAAAAGCCCUAUCAUAUUACACCCAGAGCUGGCAGUGCAAGAACGGACACGUCGUCAUCCGCCUCCAAUCCUCCGUGAAGCGGGCCAAAAUGCUCGCCGAUCUUGGACGAUGGCACGAAGCAGACGACGUCCUAGACGAAGCAGUGAAAACCAUUCCCAACACCAGUUCCCGCGCACUAAGCAACACCGAUAAGCAACACAUCCUCGCCGAAUUGUCCGGAUUAGCCUGCAUCGCCGCGGCAGUUCCCUUGGCGGCUGGUCUAUCUGCGUAUAAGGCGUUAAGCCAACUCGAACUCGCGCGGGGCGUAAUAGCAAGCCACCUCAUGGACAUGCGGACGAACCUCUCACUCGUGAAAGCCCAAAGUCCCGCUCUAGCCGCGAAGUUCGAACGCCUGAAGGCCGAGUUAGAUAUCGCGCUGCCGUCCGUGUCUGGUUUCGCCGGCUCUGAAUCUAUGUACAAUUCCCGCGUGAGCAAGCGAGCAAAAGCCGAGGAAGAGUUCAAGCAUGUUGUCUCCGAGAUCCAGGGAUUGGAAGGACUAUCGAAUUUCCUGGCACCCCCGAGUGAAGGUGAACUCCAGCAAGCCGCCGGUAAGGGUCCUAUCGUUGUGAUCAAUAUUUCGACCUACAGAUGCGAUGCCUUUUUGAUCGUCCAGAAAAAACCGGUUCAGGUCGUUCCGCUCGAAAUCACCGAAUCGGACGUCUUGCGGAUGUCAAAAAAGCUCGGAACGAUACAACGAUCAAUGACGGAGGUUUUGGAAUGGCUCUGGGAGAAAAUUGCCAACCCGAUCCUGACAGAACUGGGUUUCACGGCGCCUCCCGUGAACGACGACUGGCCGUGUAUAUGGUGGAUUCCCACGGGGCCACUGGCAAACUUCCCCCUCCACGCGGCGGGUAUUCAUACAGUCGGAUCUAGGGACACGGUGCUAGACCGGGCAAUCUCGUCGUACACUUCUUCUAUCAAAUCUCUCCGGCACGGGCGCGAGAAUCAGGCGAUGAGUUCCCGAACCAGUAAUGCCGAGACAUCGCCGUCCUCGGAGUCGGAAGCAAAGAAUCCCAAGUUAAGCGCAAUUCUAGUCGCUAUGGAAAAAACUCCAAAAGGUCCAGGCCUCCGGCUCAGAUCCCUCCGCUUCGCCAGGCAAGAAGUCAAGAUACUCCGCGACCUCUGCCCGUCAAUGGAUCUUCACCCCCUCGAGCCGGAACGACGGCGCGAGAGCGUCCUAUCGUCCAUAAAAACAUGCCGGGUCUUCCACUUUGCCGGACACGGGGUAUCAGACCCGACAGAGCCGGCGCAGGGAAGCUUGCUGUUGGAGGAUUGGGUGCAAAGCCGCUUAACCGUGGCGCAUUUUCGGGAUUUCCAUCUCGACUCCGGGGGGAGUCCUCCUUUCCUGGCGUAUCUCUCUGCGUGCAGUACCGGGUCUACAGCGGGGAAACUCGUUGAUGAGAGUAUUAAUCUUGUGAGCGCGUGUCACUUGGCUGGGUUCUCGCAUGUUAUCGGGACACUGUGGAAGGUCUCGGAUAAGUUGUGCGUUGAGGUUGCGAGGAGGGUGUAUGAAAGGUGUCGGGACGAGGGUCUUGUGGAUGAAGCUGUGAGCCGAGGCCUUCAUUUUGCUUUGAGGGAGCUUCGUGAUAUAGCUGUUAGAGACCAAUAUCACGGUCGAAGGGAUAAGGAGAGUGGCAGCGAGAGUGGCAGUGAAAUAUCCGGCAGUCUUGAUAUAGAUGGGCGGGAUAUCGGUGGCCUGCAGAAUUCGUCGAACCAUUUCUUUUGGGUUCCUUACGUCCAUUUUGGAGGUUGA
Molecule: messenger RNA, 3870 nt
Organism: Penicillium arizonense
Lineage: Eukaryota; Fungi; Ascomycota; Eurotiomycetes; Eurotiales; Aspergillaceae
Product: CHAT domain-containing tetratricopeptide repeat protein
Exons: 2
Coding region: 1-3870 (1289 amino acids)
Molecular function (GO): protein binding
Source: RefSeq, a predicted model, not a curated record